This is a messenger RNA of Candidula unifasciata, 3167 nucleotides long. The record is from the annotation of a GenBank genome assembly. NCBI's taxonomy places the organism in Eukaryota, Metazoa, Mollusca, Gastropoda, Stylommatophora, Geomitridae.
ACAAAGGAUACUCGCGCGUCAUAGUGGCAUCUUCACAUCACCAAAGUCUUUUUAAUGUGGAUGAUCUCAAGGCCAUGUGUCAUUUGGAGUCCACCUACUUCAGAGCAUCCAGCGUCUAUCAGGAUUUGUGCAUUUCCAACGAGGCAAGUGGAGACUGCUGUCAGGCCUGGUCUAUCGGCAAUUAUGUGGCUGUGCUCUCGGACAAGACAUCCUGCUUGGACAUCACUGGUGAAGAUGUCAGUUCCAUUUACCAGCUGCUCUCUGUGUGCGCUCCAUUCUUUCACAACCUCUCGCUGGGUCCCAACUGUGCUGGCGGUGCCUAUGAGUGGUACUACAGUCACAGCCAUCCGGCUUCACAAUGCCCAGGUGUUCCUGAGUCAUGCAAGAAGUACAAUGCCGUCUACUACAUCCUCCACUUUCUGGCAGAUUCAGAAUUCAUGCAUCCUAGAGUAUCUACUCAUGCAUCAACUUCAGAAGAAUCAGCAUCGUCAGGAACGCCAUCUUCCAUGUUGAAAUUCUCAUCAAUAUUUUUACCAUUGGUUGCCAGGUCCCAAGCCAUCCAUGUUUUUAAACACCUUGAAAGCAUGCCAAGGGAGUUUAACAGCAUCACUAUAGUAGGAGCACAUUUUGGCGUAAAAUUUGCUCUGUUUGAGGAGUACUUGUUAUCAGAUUCUGUCUGGCUGGGACUGGUUUGUGUUGUUAUCUUUUUAUCUUUAUGGCUGUACACAACUUCCUUUUUCGUGACAGUCAUGACUUUUCUAUCCAUGUUUUGGGCAGUUGAAGUUGCCUAUUUUUUGUACACUUUUGUCUUCAAAAUCAAGUUUUUCCCUUACAUGAACAUGGUGACAUUAAUUGUCAUGCUCGGCAUUGGAGCAGAUGAUUUAUUUAUCUACUGCAGAGUCUGGAACUUGGCCAAGUCGGAGAAAAACAAUGGUAUUAUUGAAAAGAUCAUCAGCGACACUCUUCACCAUACAGUCCUCUCCAUGCUGGUCACCAGCCUGACUACGGCCGCAGCAUUUUAUGCUAAUUACAUCAGCGACAUCACCGCUGUCCGCUGUUUCAGUGUAUUUGCUGGCACCACGGUGAUGAUAAACUUUGUUUUAACUGUGACCUGGUUGCCAGCUUCCAUUAUGUUGCACGAGAAAUGGCUGCGCUGCUGUGUGCGUCUCAAUGACCGAAACCUCAGUUGUUGCUAUAGUGUGUGUACAGUUCCUUAUAAGAUAUAUUAUUUCCUCUGUGACUGGUCAAGGAUAUUUUUUGAAAAGCUAUUACCGUGCCUUGUUAUUAAAUUUCGAUACAUAUGGAUUAUUUUAUUCGGAGGAUUGUGGAUAUGUAGCAUAAUUGUUAUAUUUUUCUACCCUCGCUUUAAGCUUCCGAGUUCUCACAAGUUCCAGGUUUUUGCUUCAGACCACCUGCUAGAGCGUUAUGAUUUUGAGUUAAGUGAUUUAUUUGACUUUGAGCGGGCAGAGGAGAGUGAAGAGCUGCCUAUGUUUCCUAUAACAAUAGUGUGGGGAGUUCUCCCCACAGAUAAUGGAGAUCCACUAGACCCAUACAAUAAAGGAUCCUUAACAUACGAUCCAUCUUUUGAUUUGACGUCGCCGAAUGCCCAGCAGUGGAUUCUCGAUUUUUGCUCGAGACUUCGGCGCUCAGAUUUUUAUCAACACUAUCCAGGAAUUCAGCUAACAGACUGCUUCCUUGAGAAUUUCGUUCAUCGCUGGAUGAAACAACCAUGUCAUAAGGAAAAUUUGGAAUGCUGUAACCAGACCAAGUUUCCUUUCACAAAAUCUAAGAUGAUCACUUGCCUGUCUUCGUACAUUCCACUGCUCACCAGCACUCCAGGAAUACACUACAACAGUCGCUCUCCAGGCCCCAGAUUUAACAAUGGAAAAAUUACUGCAUUUUUUGUACAGUUUUUAAGCAACCAUUCCUUCAGCCAUUCUUAUGAAGAUGUUCAGUCGUUUUAUUUGAAAGUGGACAACUGGGUGAGGGAAGAGCUUCUUCAGGCACCUGUAGAAAUGAAAAGGGGUUGGUUUGUCAGCAGUUUAGAUUUUUAUGACCUCCAGUCAUCCCUGGCUAUGGGUACCCCACUAGCUCUAGGAGUCUCACUCUCGGUUGUGGCAGUUGUUUCAUUUUUCACAACUCUGAAUGUCCUCAUCAGCCUGUAUGCUUUACUGAGUGUUGCUGCCACCAUCUGUGUCACUCUGGCAUCUUUAGUCUUCAUGCAGUGGGAGCUGGGCGUCCUAGAGUCAGUGGUUAUCACAAUAGCCAUUGGCCUGGCAGUGGAUUUGACCCUACACUAUGGAGUUGCCUUUAGGCUGUCCCCAGACUUGGGUCGAGAGAUGAGGGUCAUUAACUCUUUAGGGCGCAUGGGCAGCCCUGUAGCAAUGGCAGCAUUCACUACCAUGAUGGCUGGGGCCUUUAUGAUGUUCUCCACUGUGCUAGUGUAUAAAAAGUUUGGAACAUUUUUGUUACUGUUGGUUAGUUUAGCCUGGGUGUAUGCCACUUUCUUUUUUCUGGCACUCCUCAGAACCAUUGGCCCCCACGAAAGCUUUGGUCAGUUUCACUGGCCAGUUUUUGACUGCUGCUCACCUUCCUCACGGGAGCACAUAGACAAGACAAUUUAUGCCUUAUCAGAGUCUACCUUGUCAUCAUCCAGCACAAGCACCAGAGAGCACAGCAGUGUCCACUACUCUCACAACCAAGAACUGGCUCCGCUCACAGAUUCCGAUAACCAUUCACAAAAGACUUGUCACCACCAGCAUUCAGCUCCCUGUAACUGUGAUCGCCAGCAGCACAGACAUCAUUCCCGACAGCAUUCUCACCAUCACCACCACCACCAUAGAUCCCGUAGAAGAAGCGAUUACUCAUCGGUGAGAACAGCAGUUAGUAGCACAGAGACAAGCCCUUUGAGGAAUCAGGAUAAUAACCUCCUGACAGUUACCAGGACCAGCUCCCGCAAUUCUACUUCGUCUCCCUCGCCAGAAAACACACUGGCUGUCCCAUUAGACCCCCAUGUCUCAGGGCAUUCCCGUGGUGAUUCGACAACACAGGAUUCAGAGGGAAGCACCAGCGACACCAGCAACACCUCGCCCGGUAUAGGACAGCACAUGAUUACCCAAGCUCAGAUAGAAAUUUCCACAUUCAGUCAGCCACUCCAAGUAGCAUAG